Aphanomyces invadans is the source of this 4878-nucleotide messenger RNA. RefSeq lists its product as hypothetical. The record is from RefSeq and is a predicted model, not a curated record. Bases 36 to 3194 code for a protein of 1052 amino acids. The transcript has 4 exons. Gene Ontology annotation, molecular function: protein binding. Lineage: Eukaryota; Oomycota; Saprolegniomycetes; Saprolegniales; Verrucalvaceae.
UUCGGACACGAGAAAAAGGUCAACGCGCGGUGACGAUGGUGUGGUGGGCGCUCUUGCCGUGCCUUCUCGCGUUGUCCGUGCAGGCUUCCGCGUCAACACCGCGACUGGAUAACGUACGAUGGGACAUAUCUGCUGAGGGCUCCGUGUGCCCGUAUGAUCCAGUCGACGUGGCCGUGACGUGGACUGCAUGGUCGGAUCACGACACCUCACCGGCGCAUGUAGUCCUUGUCAGUGUCGGAGACGGCAUCGAGUUCGUCGUGGCAGACUCCCAAGUUCAGCUUAAACCCACCCAAGUAGUCCAUGAUGCAGUGUCUGUCUUUCAAGAUGACUCGAAUGUGCUGACGUGCGAAUUGGACGUGGCCUCGUGCACUCCAAAGGUAGUGACGCUGGUGUUACCAAAUCGUCCAGGCGGCGUCUUGAUGGCCGGAGACGUCCUCAAAGUUGAGUUUGACGGUGCAACAAACACGCCCCGCGUCGCGUCCAAGGCCGAUUUGGACGCUAUCUUGGAGUUCCCCAUCCACGUUGGAGACGACAUGGAAGGAACGUGGGUGACGAUGAGCAUAUUGCACAUUCGCAUUGCGUCGAUCUCAACCAACGUUUCGAUCGCCAACAUCACUCAAACCCCCACGGUGAGGACUCGUCCACAAGUACUGCGCCAGAGGACGUUCGAAAGCCCAAGCACCGCCUUCCGCAUCGCCGUCCCGGGGCUGUAUGCUUGGCGACUUGUCUUGGCGAACGGACUCACUCGAGUCGACAUGGAUUCUCCUCGCGUCAUGGUUUCCACCAACUGCGCACCUGCAAAGGUCGUUUCGAUCGUUGUGUCAGAGGACAUGGCAGACCCUCAACCCGCGCCGUCGUUUCAAGUUCGCGGCAUGGUGGCGCUAGAUGGCGUGCAUGCAUUGCACGUCCCAAACUCGUCUGUUCCCCGGACGUGGUCUUGGAGUUUGGUCUUUUGGGUGUACUUGAGCCAAGACGCUACCGGAACCCACCGCACGUUGUUCUACAAAGGCCCAGGGCACAACCAGCACCGGACACCGUCGGCGUGGCUCCAGCCCGACGACCGCCGCGUCAUCCUCCGCGUGAGCGCUGAAGACAACAUGGAUGUCGGCAUGACGAGCAAGACAGCGCUCCCGCUACACGAGUGGGUGCUUGUUGGCUUUGCGUUUCGGAAUCAUUCGGCCGACCGUAGCCAAACUGGUGGCAACAAAACCUUCGCGUAUGUCUACACGGUCAACGGCAACGUCGAUACCGAAAUGAACGUGCACAAUUCGGUCGUGCUGGACAACGACGGCGGGUUAUACCUCGGGGGCAACCCAUGGAUGGAUGGCAUGCGCGGCUUCAUGCAAAAUAUUCGUCUGUACACCACGGCGCUGACUGUGCACCAGAUCCAAACAAUGUUUCAGCAAGAGCAUGGCAAUCUGCUGUCGCUCAAGACAACAGCCGGUCAGCUGACCGCCCUCCUUCGGCAUCAAGCGAAUACAGUCGCGACGGCGCCCCCGUCCAAUGUUGCCACGUCACUCGUAAAUUCCAUGGAAGCGCACGACGAAGCCGCCGUCCUGGGCCAUCCAUCAUCGCUUUACCGCAUGGGAGAAGCGUAUCUGUACGGCACGGACGACUUGUACAAACCGAAUGCAACCCUCGCAGCGUGGUAUUUCAAACAAGCGCUCCAUGGAGGCGAGGCGGCUGCGGCAAAGCCUCUCGCGCUCAUUUACGCUACAGAUCCAUCGACGCUCGGUGAAGCUAUUGCACUGUUCCAUUAUGCCGCGAGUAUGGGCGAUGCCUCGUCCAACAUGAUUUUGGCCCGCCGGUACGAAAAAGGUGACGGCGUCGAGGCGGAUGGCGAGACGGCCGCCCAUUACUACUACAUUGCGGCUGUCGACGCCUCCAGGGCGUACCACACCCGUGGGAACCAACCCCUCCACGAGAUGAACUCAUUGUUUCAUGCAGACCAAGUCAAUGUAGCUGAGGGCCAAGAGGGUGAAAACGACAAGUGGAUUCAAUUUCAGAAGAUGCGCGCCGACCACGACCAGGACGUUGACGCGAUGGUGGCCAUGGGCGACUUGUACUAUUGGGGAGCGCGAGGGUGUGCUCGGGACCACCCGCUCGCGUUUGAGUACUUUGAGCGCGCGGCGACCCUUGGCAGCCCUAUUGGCAUGUCUGCGGCGGCAGGCAUGCUCUUGAAGGGAGAAGGUGUCGCCCAAGACAACGAAACGGCCAUUCGUUGGUAUGAGCAAGCCGCGAUGUCAAACAACGUCCGAGCCCUCAAUGGCCUCGGGUAUAUCCACUUUUACGGGACGGCCAACUGCACGCAAAACCAAUCGAAAGGUCUCGAGUUUUUCGAGCACGCUGCUGCCCAGCGCACGGACGGCGACAGUUUGUUCAACGCCGGCUACUGCCACUUUGUCGGUCUUGGUACACCCGCGAAUACCACGCGUGCGUUAGCGUACUUUCGCGACGCCGCGCACUCGUUCGGCCAUUUCGACUCGAUUUUCGAGCUCGGCAAGGUGGCACUAAACGUCGACGGAACAUUUGAACGGCAUGUCAGCGAAGCGAUCACGUAUCUACGGGCGGUGAGCGCGGCGGGGGACUGGGGCAAAGUCGCUCGACAAGGUUUCGAUGCGUAUCUCUCGGGUCAGCACCAUCAGGCGAUUUGGCUGUACCACGAAGCCAGGGAGUACGGCUACCCCGUGGCCGCGGGGAACCUCGCCUAUUUGUACGACGCGAUGGGACUGCCCAAUUCUGCCACGUAUUUGGCCGAAGCGACGGAAGUCGAGGCGUCGUUGCGGCUCGGCGACUGCUAUUACUAUGGCAAGUGCGGCGUCGGCCAGAAUGUCCACAUGGCGCUGAUUUGGUACAGUCGGGCGAGCGCCGACGGGCUCAGCGUGGGCGCUUACAAUGUUGGCUACAUGAACGAGUACGGCAUUGGCGGCAUUCCCGUCAACGGCGACAGGGCAACGCGGUAUUACAAGCGAGCACUGGAGCUAUCUCCGUCGUGGGAAACUUGGUUUGUGAUGACAGUAUCCAUCUAUCGCGUGCAGCUUCGAUCGCGGUACGGCCUCACCGCGUCGGCAACGACCUCGUCCAGCUUUGUGCCUGCCUCAACACCGCCAGCGAUCGACUGGAACAACGUCGGCUUGGGCGUCGUAGUGCUGGGUCUCGUCGGCAUGAUAUCGGUGCAAUUCCUGCGUCGGUAGCCUGAGUUAUAAAUGACGAUUAAGUUAGAUCUGCAACGACACAAAUUGCGGCUCCAAGGGAAUGGAGGGGUCCAGUCGGGCAGUGGGAUCGCGGUUCUGGAGUGUGGGGGUCGUGAUGGGUUUGAUGGUUGGUCGGACGUAGUCAAAGCCAGCAAACUCUUUGGCUAGAUGCAGCGAUGCCUCGAGCGACUUCUCGUCGUCGAGCGAGUGGGGCUGCUCUGUGAAUUGCGGAUCAAAGUUGUUGACCCAGUCAUCGCCGGCGGGUUUGGGCAGGAUCGGUGGCACAAGCUCCUUCUUUCGAACCUUAUCCCAGUCCGUUCCGCGGAACCAGGCGUGAUCGCGGACGUCGGCGAUGCCGUUAAUAUGACCGAGGCGUCGGGACGGAUCCUUCUCCAGUAGACUCGUGAGCAGGUCUUGAAACUCGGGCGAGAUGGACGAUGUGAAUUUCGGGCUUUGAAACAAGAUGCGCUGAUGCGUGUGCUUUUGCUUGGACUGGGGCAGGUAAAACGGCGGGUAGCCGGACCGCAGCUCAUACAGGAGGCACCCGAGCUGCCACAUGUCAACCUGGAGGCCGUGGCCUUGGAGCGUCCGGUUCACCAUUUCAGGGGGAAGGUAGGCGUCGGUACCGCACAUGGUCUUGGUUCGACCGUGCUUCGACUCGAGCCGCUUGGACAAGCCCAUGUCGGCGAGCUUGAUGUGGCCGUCGACGUCGAGCAAAACGUUCUCUGGUUUGAUGUCGCGGUGCAAAAUGUGCAUCGUGUGCAGAUGCGUCAGCGCGACGACAAUCUCGGACGCGUAAAACUUCACGACCGCUUCGGGGAACGACCCGCCGUGGUUUUGCAUGUGCAGGAACAGGUCACCACCCGGCAUGAACUUGGAGAUUAAAUACAGCGAUCGGCCACUCGACAGGGCGUAGUCGAGCCCGAGCACAAACGGAUGGUCGCCGAUCCACUCCAUCACCAUGCGCUCGGUGUGAAUUACCUUGUGCUUGACCUGGCCGGCUUUCAUUUCCUUGAUAGCAUACAGGUCGUUGCGCUUGUCCUUGGCAAGGAUUACGCGCCCGUAGUGGCCUUUUCCAAUCAGCUUGAGGGUUUCAAAGUCGCUCGGACGUGGCACGUCCCGUUGGACGUUGUUUGCAUGCGCAAUCAGCUUGGCGCGAUCUUUCUCGCUGUCAGCGGCAAACGUGACGCUACCGCGACCGUGCUCUGGCGUGAUCACAAACACGUUCCCCAAGUUGUCGUCGUCGACGAUCUUAAUGUUGCAAUGACGAAGGUUGAUGUACUUGUAAUGGCGAUCGUCCAGGGUGGCGGGAUUCGUCGGACUCGACAGUCCCGGUUGAUGAUCCUUGGAAGCACGGUAAUACACGAGAAACGUGGCCUUGAUCAUGACGCAGUACUUGCUCGAACUCCACACGGGAAAUAGAUUGCGUUUCUUGCGAAACAGGUUCAUGAACGUGGACGGGAGCGAGUUGAUGAAUGCUUUGGCCUCGUCGCUCACGUCAGCGUCGGUUUUGCGGAAUACAUUCAGCACCAUGACGAAGAAGCGGGGAGGUGCAGCCGGCCGCCAAUGACUCGUUAACAGCGAUACUAGAGACGAUCGGGAAAUGAACCGUCGGGACGAAUCGCGGCGACCGCUAGUGGUCGGCCGCAACGGGUUGGCUGCGAUGGAGUUGCUUCCAAGCAGC